Molecule: messenger RNA, 1607 nt
Organism: Musa acuminata subsp. malaccensis (wild Malaysian banana)
Lineage: Eukaryota; Viridiplantae; Streptophyta; Magnoliopsida; Zingiberales; Musaceae
Product: transcription factor bHLH68
Biological process (GO): regulation of transcription by RNA polymerase II
Cellular component (GO): nucleus
Molecular function (GO): protein dimerization activity; DNA-binding transcription factor activity, RNA polymerase II-specific; RNA polymerase II cis-regulatory region sequence-specific DNA binding
Source: RefSeq, a predicted model, not a curated record
CCUUAGCUGGUAUUGCUUUCCUCUCCAAACCUCAACCAGUAAAGUGAAAAGAAGCAAAGGUUGACCUGGGUGACAGGGAAAAGGAGUGGGAGCUGCAGAAGGAUAGGGCGGAAGAGGAGCUGUAGGCAUGAGUAGAGGAGCUUAUCAGAGCUCCAUAGUGCAGCAAAUGAUGGGGAGAAGCCCUAGCUUGUGGAGCAUGAACAACAACCUGAUGCCACCUUCUCAGGAGAUGUCCACUCUCUUUGCUUCUUCCUCCUCUUCCCCUUCUCCUUUGUCUUCCUCCGUCUUCCCUAGGUACCCAAAGCCUGCUGGUUUUGCCCCCAUGAUCCCUUGCCAUGAAUCCCAAGAGGUACCUGAAUCAUGGAGCCAGCUGUUGCUGGGGGGAUUGGAGGAGGAAGAGGAGGGGCGCAGCCACACUGGUAAUUUCCCAGUGAAGAGGAUGGAGAACUGGGAGUACCAACUGCCAUACACACCAGCGAAUGCCCACAUGGUUGAUAUCAAACAAGAGGGCUCUGAGGUCGGACACCAUGCCUAUUACCAUGGCAAAGAGCAAGGAGCUCAGGGGGGUAGGUCUUCAUGGAGUCAGAUGGUGCCAGCAUCCUCUCCCAGGUCUUGUGUCACGACAAGCUUCAGCAACAACAUCUUGGACUUCUCCAACUGCAAGUCGCAGAGAAAGCAUCACAAAUCUGACCUUUCGUCCGAGAUACUCUUACUCUAUGGUGUGCAACGUCUUACUUUCCUUUCUUCCUUUGCCAAGUGCAACAGCAACAGUGGUGCAGCUUUGAAGAAGGCUAGAGUUCAGACCUCCUCAGCACAGUCAUCUCUCAAGGUUAGGAAGGAGAAGUUAGGAGAUAGGAUAGCAGCUCUACAUCAGCUAGUUUCUCCAUUCGGAAAGACUGACACUGCGUCUGUACUGUUAGAAGCCAUUGGCUACAUCAGAUUCCUCCAGGGUCAAAUUGAGGCUCUGAGCUCCCCGUACCUGGGCAGCAGAUCAAGGAGCACGAGGCAGUGCGGUAAAGGAGAGAGUAGUAGUAUAUUUGUGGAAGACCCUGGAGUACAGCUGUUGAGUGCUGAUAGCUGCAUGAAGAGAAGAGGUCCACCAGCUGAUCAGGAUGAUGGUGGUGGUGGUGAUGGUGAUGAAGAUGAGGAUGAGCCCAAGGACCUGAGGAGUAGAGGACUGUGCCUGGUGCCUGUGUCCUUCACAUUGCAUGUUGGGAAUGACAACGGAGCCGAUUUCUGGGCUCCUAACUUUGGGAUGGGGUUUCAAUGAGAAGGGCAUGGCACAAGUCUUCACAUCAAUUUAUGCUUGUCCGCUUGACAUCUCACUGUAGCAAGAGAAAGGAAAAGGGAAGGAAUCUUACACCUCAUGAUUGAAAAGCUUAGGGCCCUCUUACUCGGGUACUUUAUUGGAUGUGGCAAAUGUAGCAUAUUAGGGAUUUCAAAUAGUGAGUACAUGUAGACAUCAGGGCAUGGGUUUGUAAUCUUCAGACAUGGAAUGAACCGAUUGUCUCCUUCAAUUCAUUUCAUUGAACUGUACUACUAAUAUUGGCCACCAAUUAAAUUGGCUGUGAAUGCCUCAAAAUUAGCUCUUGCGGAAUUGCUCGGAA